This is a messenger RNA of Pelagomonas calceolata, 1067 nucleotides long. The record is from the annotation of a GenBank genome assembly. Lineage: Eukaryota; Pelagophyceae; Pelagomonadales; Pelagomonadaceae.
GCCGAGCAAACGCGUAGCGGCAGCAACAGCGAGUGGCAACGCUUGAUAGGCAGCACUGCUAGUGAAAUCUCCACUGCGACCAAGCAGGGCUCGUGAUCGCCAUCGCUGCGCCCACCGCGUCGCGCUGCACACGCACGCUGCGCACAGCAAAAAGAUGGCAGAGCCCUUCGCCUGGGCCUCGGCAGACCGCCUCCUCCUGCGCGUCGCCCCCGACGCGCCGCUCGCGCUGCGCGGCGCCGUGACGCUGCGCUGCCUCCGGGGCGCCGCGGCGGUCCACGGCCACGUCUUGCGACAAAAUCAAACCGUACGCGCGCACGCGACGAGCCCGGCGCUCGUGCUCCGCUACGAGCGCGCCGGCGAUGAAGUGUUUGUCGGUCCGCCUUGGCUGAUAACCGCCCGGUCGUCGUCGAGGUGACUGCAGCAGCGAAUCAACAAUUGGCGGUCACCGAGGCGCCGGACGUGCCCGGCGUCGAGCGUUUCGAGGGCGUGGCCGUGGCACUCGUCGAGAACGCGAUCAGCUGGCGGCCCCUCGCCGAGCCGCAGCCCUGGCGCGAGGCUGCAUUAAGGUUCGCAAGCAUCAAUUCGGUGAUGGCCCUCGGCGGCCAGAACGCGGGCAAGUCGACGCUCUGCCGCUACCUGGCCAACGCGUCCACACAAAAAGUCGCCUUGCUCGAUUUGGAUUGUGGCCAGCCUCUGAGCGGCCCGCCGGGCUUCGUCUCAUUAAGGGUCUUGGACGGCCCCUUCCUCGCGGAGACGUCUCACGAAAACAAUUUUGAGCGGCGGAUUUAUCUGGGCGCCACCACGCCCUCGGACGCACCCGAUGCGUACGUUGCGGCCGCAGUUGGAGGAAUCCCGCGCCACGUACCUCUACCAUUUCUUCGGUCAUUCCCACGGAAUCGGCUCCAGAGCGUGCCUACGCCUAGCGGUUGGACGGCUCGUGGACCUACAUACCCGAAUUCGGCGCGUCAUGGGCCCCGCGCAUCCGAUGACGCGAGAAAUUACAGACCUAUUGCGGACGGCCUUGAACGAGCAAUUGGACUGGCGACUCGAUGAUCUUGAUCUUCGUA